This is a messenger RNA of Batrachochytrium dendrobatidis JAM81, 3455 nucleotides long. RefSeq names its product AAA family ATPase peroxin 1. Gene Ontology annotation, biological process: protein import into peroxisome matrix. Gene Ontology annotation, molecular function: ATP binding; ATP hydrolysis activity. The record is from RefSeq and is a predicted model, not a curated record. NCBI's taxonomy places the organism in Eukaryota, Fungi, Chytridiomycota, Chytridiomycetes, Rhizophydiales. The transcript has 15 exons. Gene Ontology annotation, cellular component: peroxisome; cytosol; peroxisomal membrane. The coding region runs from base 98 to 3343 and encodes 1081 amino acids.
CCAUUUUUCGUAGUUGAAAUGGCUUUGGAUUAUUUUGGUUUGCUAGACUUUUCAAAGCAAUUCCAGUUUGUUGUUGGACUGGAUCUUGAAUACAUUCAUGGCUACUCUUACAGUCUUUUUUGUGCACUCAAAGACUUGCUUUGUUAACUUACCACUUAAAUGGACGAAUGUUCUUUGGGAUGAACCCUUUGCACAGACACCCGGAAAUGUAGUCUUUCAGCUUACUUGGAGACCAGAAGGUAGAAUAAAAACCAAUCAAAGUGCAAAAACCACUUAUGUUGGAUGGGCUGGUGGAUGUGUUGCUCCAUCCAACAUAGGAAUUUCUAGUCAGUCUCUUAUUUCAUCAGACUCUCAUGGAAUCAUCGAGAUUGAUGCUUCAUUUGGCCAAUCUCAAGGACUUUUUCAUAAUCAAUCCGUGUCAGUGACUCCUAUCAAGGAUGCUCUCAAUGCUCAAUCUGUUUCGGUCGAACCUGUUUCAAUUGACGAUUGGGAAAUUCUAGAACUUCAUGCUGGCUAUCUCGAAGAACAAAUAUUGAAUCAAUUGCGCAUCAUUCAUCUCAAUCAAAUCGUUACAAUCUGGAUCCAUCAUCAAACAUGUGUGCAUCUUAAAAUUGUAGCAACUGUACCAGAAUCUAAAACCUGUUUAAAAUUAUCACAGGAUGUAGAGAUCAUAGUGGCUCCUAAACUAAGAAAUGAAUCAACUAAAACAACACUGAAUCCCCACAAGCAGAUCGAUCUGCCACCAGUCGAGUUGCGUUUUUUGCCAGAAUAUCAUGCUCAGCCUUUUGAUCGCAGUCAACAACUAUCCCAAUGGACCGUGUUUUUAUCGCCACAAGACAUGACCAAGGAAUUACACAAAGAAAGUAGAGUAUAUCUUCAGCAUCUGGAAUUUGAAAAAAUGAUUGGCGGUGAUCAGUCAUCUGGCCCAGAAAAAGCUACUCAUCAAACUGCUACAAAUGCUGAACAGGCUUUUGUAUCGUCUGCAGCACGUUUAUCAAAAAAACUGCCACAUGCUUAUGCUACAAUCAAAGUCUCACCCAAUGUACCUCCUGGGCAUGUUGUGAUGGGAAAUGCACUCCAAUUACAGUUGUGUUUAGAGCCAUUCGGUCGAGUUUUGGUCCAGUUUGUAGAUCGCAUUGAUAAAAGGCCAUCUAAAAUUGAUAUUGUUACUUUAUCCAAUAUGCUUUCGCCCAUGGCUGCUGCAGAACAAUUGCAUAAUUAUCUUGCAAAGUAUUUAAAUGGAAACGAUGAUGAAUGCAUUAUAUUUGAUGGCAUGAUACUACCAAUUAAAACGGCGACUUUGGCUUUAAAUGCAAAAAUUGUAUUUUCAAAAGAACUUGACGACUCUAAUGUGUUGAGCACAACUAUGAGUAAUACACUACCACUUGCUUUUGUAGUGCGAUUAAUGGAUAUCCCAUCAAUUGAAGUUGGUGCUCGUGUUAAUGCCAACGAAGCGGUCUUGGCAUAUGGGAGAGAAAUAUAUGAUGCUGCAGAUAAACUUUACAUGACUGGAUUUAACGAGCUUGUGGACGAGGCUUUUCAAUACAUUUCCAAAUGCAUGCUUUUAAAAACAUCAUUUUCACAAUUGAAUAUCUCCAGUCCAGCUGGCAUUUUGAUAUCUGGUCCAAGUGGGUCUGGAAAAACACGAUUGGUAGAAACAACUGCUUUGAAGCUUGCACAACACCAGCAUUUACAUCAUGCACGAGUUAAUUGCGCUCGACUAAAACAGCUUUCAUCUACAAAAGUUGUUGAAGCGAUUGAAUUGGCUUUUAUCAAGGCAGUUUGGCACGCACCUUCAAUUGUUAUUUUUGAUGAUUUGGACGUAUUGCUGACUCGAGAUUCUGAAUCGAGUGGGUCAAAAAAUCAAGUCUUUGCACAUGCUUUUUUAGAUUUGAUGGAUCGGAUUGUUACACCAGCAAAAGUGUUUGUCGUGGCAACUCUCUUGGACAAGACACAACUAAAUGGUGUUUUAUCAGAACGACAAAUAUUUGGACAUACUGUAGAAAUCAAGGCACCCAAUAAGCAAAAUCGGAUCAAGGCAAGUAUUUUAAAGUAUUUGAGUGGGUUGGAUCUGCAAUCCACACCUCCUAAUUAUGAUUUGAUUGCAUCACUUAUGGACGGUUACCUUGUAGCUGAUAUUGUGCAGAUAGUCGAGCGAGCAAGGCAAUCUCAUGCUAUGCGUUGCAUAAAAACCACACCACCUUCAACCUUGUCUACAUUGGAUUUUCACGCUGCUUUUGAGGGAUUUAAGUCAUCAGCAGUACAAGGAGUAAAGCUCCACACUUCGGAUGUGUCAUGGAGUAUGAUUGGCGGAAUGAGCAACGUCAAGCAAAUGCUGUUGGAAACAUUAAAAUGGCCAACAAUGUAUCCACAGAUAUUUUCCAGUUUUCCUUUGCGUCUUCGAUCUGGAUUGCUAUUGUUUGGAUAUCCUGGCUGUGGAAAAACAAUGCUUGCAUCUGCUGUAUCCAAAGAGUGCGGUCUGAAUUUUAUUAGCGUCAAAGGUCCAGAGUUGUUGAACAAGUAUAUUGGUGCAAGUGAAAAGGCCGUGCGUGAUUUGUUUCAAAGAGCGCAAUCUGCUCGCCCAUGUUGCCUGUUUUUUGACGAGUUUGACUCAAUUGCUCCUCGAAGAGGACAUGAUAACACGGGUGUUACGGAUCGUGUAGUGAAUCAAAUGUUGACACAGAUGGAUGGUGCUGAAGGACUUGAGGGUGUAUUUGUUCUUGCUGCAACAAGUCGUCCAGAUCUUAUUGACCCGGCGUUACUUAGACCAGGCCGACUUGACAAGACUAUUUUGUGUGAUUUGCCAUCGCGAUUGGAUAGAGAGGAUAUUAUCCAGACGAUUUCAAAAACACUUGCAGUUUCGUCUUCUGUCUCGAUUAGCAAAUUGGCUGAUCAAACCAAUGGGUUUUCAGGGGCUGAUAUCCAGGGGAUGAUGUAUAGUGCACAUUUGAUGGCAAUUCGGGAAUCCAUGGGAGAUGAGCUUGUUGGACAGAAACUUGAAAACGCUGAUUCAAGUGUAGAUGAUAUGGAUGUGCCAUUUGCUUUAUCUGCUGGAAAAGGCAAAUCCGAUGAUCAUUCAAGUAGACUGCGUUUGAAGAAACAGUUGGCAGCUUUAAAAGCCUCGAUGAAGAGGGAGUCCAAAGCAACCGAUCAGUCUAACACACAUGAGGAUACAAUUACUGAUCGUAAACAGAUAUUUAUCCAGGAUACACAUAUAAAAGCCGUGCUUUCCAAAACACGGCCAUCAGUGAGUGAAGCAGAUCAUAGCCGACUAUCUAGAAUAUAUCAGCAUUUUUUGAAGGGAGAAUCGGCAAGUGUUGGAAGCCGAGCCACUUUGGCCUAGGAUGUUUCCAAAUAGUUGCUAUUUUCACAAUAUUACAGCGAUAUUCACGUAAAAGGAAACACUGGUAUUUAUCUUGCAUUGACUGCCUCUUGAUUUGGAAUAAACAAUGUUC